AUGGCCCCCCAAAGAAUACAUUUCCCCGCAUUCGGAGUAUCCCCGGUUGCCCUCUUCAAGCAGUGCGAUAAACUGUUGCCAGCAUGCACAGCUUGUGUAGAAGCAGACGCACAAUGUGACCCUCGACGGAUAUCCAUCGGACGCGCUACGGACGAGGGAAAUUGCCUCUCUCAUGCCGCCGUGCCAAACUAUGUAGAAGCCCUCAAGGGAAAGGUAGACAAGCUAGACGGACAGCAUCGGCGGCAGCGCGCACGUCUGGGCAGUGAGAACCAACAAAUGUCUAGCCAUACACCAGAGACAGCUAGCACUAGCAUGACAGAGCAGUCAGUACAAGCUGCAAUGGGAGAAAUAGGAUUCCUUUCCCGAAAUGCUAUGGCCGAGCCGCGCCGCGAGUGUCGGGAAUUUCCUCAAGCAUUGGCCAUGAAUAACAUGGUCAGAGCUGCCCUUUCUGUUUCUGGAGAUAGUCCGUUUCAGUCUUCGCUCCCAUCUUAUCGACGCCAAGAACUUGUGGCUAUGGUGGGAUCCACUGACAGGCUCAGCAGAGUGUUUGCUGCACCAUACCUCAACGGUUUCCUGAAUCAAAUCGGCUGCAUGUUUUUGCACAUUAAUACAUUGGAGAUGAGGCAGCACUUUGAUACAUUUUUUGAAGCAGAGGGGACUGGGGAUGCUGGUGUUCAAUAUCGAAAUUUCAAUGUUUAUAUGGUGGUAGCCAUUGCAAUGAUGCUCACCUCUGAGCCUGGUAUCGAGCUAUUUGCAAGCUCUUUGCAUGGUGCGGCAAUGGAAAGCUUCAAUAUCAUUUUGGAGGGUCAUGAUAGUUUGAAAAUUCUUCACUGCAUCUUUCUGUUGAUUAUUUACUCUAUGUACAGCCCUUCUGGGGGUUCGACAUGGCAUCUUCUGGGACUGGCAAUGAAGAAGUCGAUAUCUCUUCGACUCCAUAGGGAGACACAUCAUGACACCAGAGUAUUGCCGGAAGAACUUGACAGCAGACGGAAUUUUUUCUGGAGUCUCUACACGCUUGAUCGGUUAUUCCCGGUUCGGAAUUCGCAAACGUCCGUGAAUUUCGACUUUGGCUGCCAUAUGAUCAUGCACGCCAGGCUGAUAUCGAGCAUGCGAGCUUCUUGGUCUCAACCGCCAGUUUUUCAUUAUGGUACUCUGUGCUAUUGGAGAGACACUGCAAGAUCUACCAGGAGCCAUGUUCAUUCAGGCAAUAACUUGCCAAUACCUGUCACCCAACUCACAUGCAGAUCCCUGAUCCAAAUUGUACAGCUCAGUCGCCGCGCAGCAUCAUGUGCUAGAGUGAUAGGGAGAGCUCAGAAAAUCAGCCAGGAGUCCUUAGACAUUUGUCAAGUAUACAUUAACGAGGAAUACCGCCGCUUCGAGCAUAACAACUUUGCUGGAUCCGUCGUCGAUGGGUUGGACUUGUUCGCCGCGGGAGUGCUCGUCAUCUGUGUUCCGUCAGCACUGCUGCUGGCAGGACACUCCAAUGACCAAAGCAUAAUACCAAAGUGCACUGGGUUGUUGACAAGCUUAGGUGAGCGCUUCUCGUCAUUCAAAAUGCUUCCUAGGGUCCUUUGGGCUCUGUCGACCGUAGCUUCUCAUGGGACAUCAAACGACCAGGUAAGAUUAAUGGCAAUACAUCUCUAUCUCACUAUUAAUUUUGAGGCAGAUACUCGAGUAUCUUCCGGAUAUUAUACCAGAUGCAAUACAAGAUACCAUCCAGGAGUUUUGCUGGAGAUAUCACAAUCUGCAAACAUGGCACCUGGAAUCGUGGAAGCCCUUCCCUCGACCGAUCGGUUGGCUCCAAGUCCUAAGCCCACGGUCUACGCACUCGACAGCUUCCCUCCCCAGGCUAUCGAGCAUGCAAAAAGUCUAUUCAAUCUUAUUCAACCUCACGAUGAAGAGUUUAAGAACUGGCGCCAAAAUGCUCGGGCCCUCUUGAUUCGAGGCUCCUACAUCACCGCCGAUGACAUCGCCAGCUGUCCGAACUUGAUCGCCAUUGGCAAGCACGGCGUGGGUAUCGACAAGAUUGACCAGGAUGCAAGCGAAAAGAGAGGUAUCAAGAUUCUUAAUACACCCGGUGCCAACGCACGCGAUGUUGCCGAGCUUGUCGUCGCCCUGGCUUUGUCUGUUGCGAGGGGAAUUCGAUCAAUCACUACCCGGCAGAUGUCCAAACCUGUGCCCAAGGAGACCUGUAAUGGGCUGACGCUGUAUCAAAGGACAAUUGGAAUUAUUGGAAUGGGCAAUAUUGGACGUACGGUGGCAGAGAUCUUUCGUGGUGGGUUUGAUGCUGAUAUUGUCGCGUACGAUGCGUAUAUGUCCGAGGAUGCUUGGCUGCAUAUUCCACAUAUUCGUGCAAAGAGUGUCGACGAGGUGCUUGUCAGGGCUGAUAUUCUCUCAAUUCAUGUACCCUUGACCCAAGAGACGCGAGGCAUGAUUUCAUACCGGGAGAUUAUGGCCAUGAAGCCGGACACGAUCCUGAUCAAUGCCGCUCGGGGUGGGAUUGUCAGUGAGGCUGAUCUUACGAAAGCCAUGUCAGAGGGACGGUUAUGGGGUGCAGGUCUUGACUGUCAUGAGCAGGAACCUCCGAGCCAUGAGAAACUUUGCCGCUUUUGCCACUUUUGCCUCGGGCACUCCCCUGCAAUGCCACUGCACACACUGUACAUUCCCCUCAAUACUAUCAGUAAUAAACAGGGUCUUGCCAUCUGGUCCCCCGAAGGUACAAUUGGUCAAGUUUUUACCUCCUCCAGGGGCAGUCACAAUCCUUGCUUCCGGAAUCCCACAGCGUUGGACCGGGUCAUGGCGAUAUAUAAGAAGCGCUCAUCCGGCGAGAGAGCUAGCCCGUUUGGAGAGACACCGUUGGAAACUAGACAAUCAAGUUUGCCGGUUGGCGAGAAUUUUCUCACAUAUCACUGCAAAAUGGGACGCAUUGCGGAGGCUAGACAAGCUAUUCAAGGCGCUCCGAAGGGCAUCUUCAAUGGCUAUGUCUUCAUGUGUGCAUGUGUCUUUGCAUUUUCUGGGAUAUCAAAAGGGUUCGAUGAGGACAGCCAAACGGAAGAUGAAUAUGCCAAUACAAAAGGAUGGCUUGUGUCCAUAUCAACUGCUGGUGCUGUAUUUGGCUGUCUUGGGGCGAGUUUGUUUUGCCCUCCGAUCAACGAUAGGUUUGGUCGACUACCAACACUCCGGAUAGCGACAGUCAUAUACAUAGCCGGAAUUCUAGGUCAAGGUCUCUGCAAUGGGAACGUCUCCGGUCUUUAUGCAUCCCGGCUCAUCUCAGGGCUGGGUAUGGGACCUCUGACAAUUAUCCCACCGAUCUAUAUCACAGAGAUUUCACCCAAAGCAAUUCGUGGACUCCUUACAAUCCUGUACGCCUCCUGCCAGCAGCUGGGUGUCGUGCUGGGUUUCUUCAUAAACUACGGGAUGACCCGACAAUAUGCCGGCACUGACAAGCAGUGGAUGCUUCCUACACUCCUUCAACUUGCUCCUGCAGUAAUUUGGGCUUUUGGGAGCUUUUUGUGCUGCGAGUCUCCUCGCUGGCUACUAUCCAAAGGCAAACGAGAAGAAGCAACUAUGACCAUGUCCAAGUUGCGACACUUGCCGCGCGAUCACUCGGCGGUCCAAGCCGAAAUGGCGGGCAUGGACGCUCAAAUAUUGCACGAGAUGGAGGCUGUCAGCGAUGCAACCAUGUGGGAUCUUCUGAAGGAAACCUUUGUUCCUGUUGAGAAUCGCCGCCGAUUCUUCUUGAUUUUCAUGGCCACACUGUUCUCGCAGUGGUCCGGGGCCAAUGCCAUAACGCAAUAUUCGCCGACCAUCUUUGGCUAUCUAGGAAUCAGCGGCGACGAAUCAACGUUCCUGGCUACCGGAAUAUACGGCGUAGUGAAGUUUGUCAGCACACUGGCUUUCGCAUUAUUCAUCGUCGAUAUCAUCGGCCGAAGACAAUCUCUACUCACCGGAAUCAGCCUCCAAUUGACAACCCUGAUCUUCGUCGGUGCCUACCUAGGCGUUACUAAGGACAUGACUACUGCUGAACUCAAGGCAACGACCAGCGCCUCACGAGCAUCUGUCGCCGCCAUCGUGGCUAUUUUCCUUCACGCAGUGGCAUGGAGCAUCGGCUGGUUCAGCAUCCCCUACUUGGUCGGAUCGGAGGUGUUUCCGAUUCGAAUCCGGUCGUUGAAUGUCUCCAUCUCGAUGGCUUUUCAUUGGGCGUUUUAUUUUGCAUGUUCGCGUGCGAUGCCUAGUCUUUUGGCUGGGACGCAGAAAUGGGGCGCAUUUGCAUUUUUCGCAUCGAUCUGCUUGAUAUCACUUGUUUAUGUAUUUUUUGCUAUGCCAGAUACCACGGGAAGAUCACUCGAGGACUUGGAUAGUCUCUUUCAGCGGCCAUGGCACUCUGUGUAUAAAGUGGCUUACCCACAACGCGCUUAUGUAGGCCAAACGAAGGAAUGGAAGGAAGCAGAGGGAGACUCAAAGCACGUGGAGCAGGCGUAA
Aspergillus ruber CBS 135680 is the source of this 4482-nucleotide messenger RNA. RefSeq lists its product as uncharacterized. Bases 1 to 4482 code for a protein of 1493 amino acids. Gene Ontology annotation, cellular component: membrane. The transcript has 13 exons. NCBI's taxonomy places the organism in Eukaryota, Fungi, Ascomycota, Eurotiomycetes, Eurotiales, Aspergillaceae. The record is from RefSeq and is a predicted model, not a curated record. Gene Ontology annotation, biological process: DNA-templated transcription; carbohydrate transport; transmembrane transport. Gene Ontology annotation, molecular function: carbohydrate:proton symporter activity; oxidoreductase activity, acting on the CH-OH group of donors, NAD or NADP as acceptor; zinc ion binding.